Messenger RNA from Lichtheimia ornata, 693 nucleotides. Its product is annotated as 60S ribosomal protein L37. The coding region runs from base 1 to 693 and encodes 230 amino acids. Gene Ontology annotation, molecular function: RNA binding; structural constituent of ribosome. NCBI's taxonomy places the organism in Eukaryota, Fungi, Mucoromycota, Mucoromycetes, Mucorales, Lichtheimiaceae. Gene Ontology annotation, biological process: translation. The transcript is spliced from 5 exons. Gene Ontology annotation, cellular component: cytosolic large ribosomal subunit; ribosome. The record is from RefSeq and is a predicted model, not a curated record.
AUGGCGUGUACACUCCCUUCUUGUCAAUCUUCUACAACACACGAGUCUCUUGACACGACACAUGCUCUUACACAUUCGUCUACCACAGCCAAUCGUAUUGCAGCAUUUCCCAUAUGCGAGGUCUACACUCCAUUGUCUCAAGCAGCGUUCCAACCUUUUCACUCUAUUACAGCACACGCUCUUGCACAGUCGUCAUCACGACCAAACGUAACAGCAGUUGCUAUUACCAAAGUCUCCAUUGUCUCAAGUUACUUGAAGCAACCUGCCUUACAGCCUUUUUCACGUGAACAGCAUAUGGGAGCAGCUUUCUUAACGUGUAGCACCUUCCUUCGAUACCUAUGGAUUCCUAUGGAUGAUGCCAUACCCGCAAUCAGAGUCAGACCCCGCUGGGGCGAGGCGGUUCAUACCAAGGGUACUACCUCGUUCGGUAAACGUCAGACCAAGACGCACACCUUGUGCCGUCGUUGCGGCAACCGCUCUUACCACAAGCAAAAGAAGACUUGUGCCAGCUGUGGUUAUCCCGCUGCCAAGAUCCGCAAGUUCAACUGGUCUGAGAAGGCUAAGCGUAGAAAGACCACCGGUACUGGCCGCAUGAGCCACUUGAAGGUUGUCCACCGCCGUUUCCUUAACGGUUUCCGCGAGGGUUCCCAGCCCGCUAAGCGUGGUGGCAAGGCUGCAGAGGCUUCCGCUUAA